Trichosurus vulpecula (common brushtail) is the source of this 869-nucleotide messenger RNA. It is a transcript of the gene BOLA3, whose product is annotated as bolA family member 3. The transcript is spliced from 4 exons. Bases 68 to 409 code for a protein of 113 amino acids. The record is from RefSeq and is a predicted model, not a curated record. NCBI's taxonomy places the organism in Eukaryota, Metazoa, Chordata, Mammalia, Diprotodontia, Phalangeridae.
GUGACUUUGAGACGGCGUGAGUCGCAGGAUCCGCACGGCCUCUUCCCGCCCCGCCCCCGCGCCCGUUAUGGCGGCUCUGGGCGCUGCUGCCACCGCUUCUCAGCUUCUCUGCCGGAGGAACCUUCGUGUGGUCCCUCUUCUCCGAUGUGCCCAGAGAACAUUUGCCUCCCAGACCUCGGGGGAGCUCAAAAUGACUCGUAUCCUGAAAGAGAAGUUUCCUCAGGCAGCAGCUAUCAAGGUCACAGACAUUUCAGGUGGUUGCGGGGCCAUGUAUGAAAUCCAUAUAGAGUCAGAAGAGUUUAAAAACAAGCGAAUUUUACAGCAGCACCAGAUGGUUAACAAGGCGCUAGAAGAAGAGAUUAAAGAUAUGCAUGGGCUGAGAAUAUUCACUUCGGUCCCAAAGCAUUGAAGCCUUGCUCGGGGCCUGGGCCUGCUGCUGACGUUACUGCUGGGAUGGCAUCCUGGGAGGGGACGGACGCCGUUCUUCCCAGAGCGUUUGCCCUCCAAGGUAUCCCGUAGUUUCCGGCCACCCCUCCAUGCUCUCAUGAUCAAGGAGUAUCUGGGCUGUUCGGAUAGUCACUAAAGGAAAAAGACUCCCGUGACUUUGGAAACCUCACUUUUUUGACCAAAGUCAUUGGCUCUCUCUGCUGACUGCUGACUGGGGGUUUUCCGUCCCUGGCACCUUCCAGGCCACACUCUGGUCCAGCAGAUCAGAACUGAUGUGUCCAACCCCUCGGACUCAUAGGAUGGUGUUAUUACCCAAGGGAAGGCCGCACCCCAGCUCCUUUUAAGUUCCCACCUGUUGAUUAUGGAGGGAUGCACCAAUCUAAGCUCAUUCAAUAAAACAUGGAGAUACAGAGUCGCCCCAU